Messenger RNA from Juglans regia (Persian walnut), 3202 nucleotides. Its product is annotated as CTP synthase-like. Gene Ontology annotation, molecular function: CTP synthase activity; identical protein binding. The record is from RefSeq and is a predicted model, not a curated record. The coding region runs from base 300 to 1967 and encodes 555 amino acids. Gene Ontology annotation, biological process: pyrimidine nucleobase biosynthetic process; CTP biosynthetic process. The transcript has 22 exons. Lineage: Eukaryota; Viridiplantae; Streptophyta; Magnoliopsida; Fagales; Juglandaceae.
AACUCAUUCCUCUGGUCUCUCAGCAUUCUCAUUUCUUCCGCAUCAAUACUCUGUUUUUGGUUGGUGAAUCUCUCUCUCACGCUCUUUGCACUUUGCCACCUUCGUUGUUGGAUGAAGAGAGAGAGAACGAGCGAGCAUUUACGUUCAAAGACCCAGAGUAUUCGACUAGAAAGAUAAGAUACAGAUACCGGAUUUCCUUUCCUUUUCAUCCUCAACCCAUUUCAUUGACGUGGUUUUUUUGAGUACCACAGCAUAACAAAGAUAUAGGUGUCGACUAAAACAAGGUAAGAAAACGGAAAAUGAAGUACGUGUUGGUGACGGGUGGAGUAGUUAGCGGUCUCGGGAAGGGGGUCACCGCCAGUAGCAUUGGUCUGCUUCUCAAGGCCUGUGGACUGCGCGUUACUUCCAUCAAAAUUGAUCCUUACUUGAACACCGAUGCUGGAACAAUGUCCCCUUUUGAGCACGGGGAAGUUUUCGUGUUAGACGAUGGCGGUGAGGUGGACCUGGACCUUGGAAAUUAUGAGCGGUUCCUCGAUAUCAAGCUGACUCGUGAUAAUAAUAUCACUACUGGAAAGAUUUACCAGUCCGUUAUUGAUAAGGAGAGAAGGGGAGAUUAUCUGGGGAAAACUGUGCAGGUUGUCCCUCACAUCACAGAUGCCAUUCAAGAGUGGAUUGAGCGUGUGUCAAUGAUACCAGUCGAUGGGAAGGCAGGUCCAGCUGAUGUUUGUGUCAUAGAAUUGGGUGGAACUAUAGGAGAUAUUGAAUCCAUGCCAUUUAUUGAGGCUUUGGGGCAAUUCUCUUACCGUGUAGGGACUGGAAACUUUUGUUUGAUACACGUCAGCCUUGUGCCCAUUUUAAAUGUUGUUGGUGAACAGAAAACAAAACCAACCCAGCACAGUGUUCGGGGACUAAGAGGCCUGGGUUUGACGCCACAUAUCUUAGCUUGUCGCAGUACAACGGCACUUGACCAGCAAGUAAAAGUGAAACUCUCUCAGUUUUGCCAUGUUGCGGAAGAAAACAUCAUCACUCUCUAUGAUGUACCAAACAUCUGGCACAUUCCUUUGCUUUUAAGAGAUCAGAAGGCCCAUGAAGCAAUCUUGAAAGUGCUGAACCUGCUGGGUGAAGCAAAAGAGCCUGCACUCGAGGAAUGGACUUCUAGGGCUGCAAUCUGUGACAAGUUGCAUGAGCCGGUCCAUAUUGCCAUGGUUGGAAAGUAUACAGGCCUUUCCGAUUCCUACCUCUCUGUACUGAAGGCUCUUGUGCAUGCUUCUGUUUUUCAUCGAAAGAAACUCGUUGUAGAUUGGGUUCCUGCUUCCCACCUUGAAGAAGCAACAGCAAAAGAGAAUCCAGAUGCUUAUAAAGCUGCUUGGACGUUGUUGAAGGGUGCGCAUGGUGUUCUUGUUCCCGGAGGUUUUGGUGACAGAGGAGUGCAAGGGAAAAUUCUUGCUGCAAAAUAUGCUCGAGAAAAAAGAGUUCCGUUUCUUGGCAUUUGUCUAGGAAUGCAAAUUGCUGUCAUUGAGUUUGCACGAUCUGUUCUUGGUCUGAAAGACGCUAACAGCACUGAAUUUGAUCCAGAUACCAGGAAUCCCUGUGUUAUAUUUAUGCCUGAGGGCUCAAAAACACAUAUGGGGGGCACCAUGCGUCUUGGAUUAAGGAGGACAUAUUUCCAGGUUAUGGACUGCAAAUCUGCAAGACUAUAUGGAAGUAGAAGCUUCAUUGAUGAAAGACAUCGGCAUAGAUACGAGGUCAAUCCUGAUAUGGUAGAACGCCUUGAAAAAGCUGGCCUCUCUUUUGCCGGCAAAGAUGAAACUGGUCAACGCAUGGAGAUUAUCGAGCUACCUAGUCAUCCAUACUUCAUUGGGGUGCAAUUUCAUCCUGAAUUCAAAUCAAGGCCAGAAAAUCCUUCUCCUUUAUUUUUAGCUGGUUUUGUGGAAUUUGCCAGGCAAUCAGAAAAUUCUAUCUCUUAAGGGAGCACUCUUAUAUCAGCACCCGAUAUAUGGGACCAGUUCGAAGAAGGAUUUGCUCCACUCUAUACAGCUUUAUACUGAAGGAUUGCAUUGUUAACAACCUGAGUUUAGUAUUUUAUUGUGGGAGUUAGUCUACUUGAAGUAUAUACUGCUUGUUUCGACUUCUCCCCCCAUAUACAAAUGAGAUCCUCAAUAAUACAAUACAAAAUAAAUUAAUAUUUGGAACUGCAAUUUGUAAUUGGUAAUAUCACUAUAGCUCGAAUUUGAAACUACUUAUCAUUUCACUAUGGCCAACCUUAUGCCUAACCAGCCUGCUUUAAGGUAUUAUUGGAUGAGCAUGUUUUGGAUCAACGGGUAUAGAAUUUGUGAACCCAAUUUACAGCUAUUCUGACAAAUAGAACAUCCUCUUCAGUUGUGAAAGAUAUUUGUCAUUUAUGUCAAGUCUGAUGAUUCCUUGUGCCAUCUUUUACGUUUGAUAUAGACGUCAAAUAUGCUAGUGAGGAUAUUAAAAUUUAUAGAUAAAAAUAUGUUAAUUUAUGUAGUGACUAUUAAAAAAACUGAAAAAGUAUAAACUGAAUGCUUUUCAUGAUAAAUGUUCUUUUAGGUUUGUGCCUGAAAUAUUAUUUACUAUCUAAAUAUAAAUACAGCUAAGAACACAUUCUUCACUAAUUUCAGCGAAAUAUAGAUGAUCUUUGUGUUAAGAGCAGGCUUUUGAUAUCAAUUUGAACAUAAAAAUAAUUUCAUCAUUCUUUAUGAGAACAAGGGAGAUUCAUCAAUAUUAAUGUUAUGCGGAUUGUCAUUGCUUUUCUCUUUUAACACUGCUUUGGCUUAUGAUCAUGUAUUCAUUUACUAAUUAAGGAGGGCUGCAAUUUCUUUUUUCUGCUAAAGAAGUCCUCCGGCUGUUGGUUUUUAAUUCGGAUCAAAGUUUUGUGACCUGGAGGGUUCAAGUUUGUGUAAUAGGAAUGGAAGGAGGUUUUGGGGUUUGUCGGAGGGUUCCCUGCUGCUUGAUAUUAAUUUCCAUUUAAUUAUUUAAUUACAUUACUUAAUGAUGAACCUAACCGAAUUUUUGAUAUGCUAAUACAUAUUCCCCUUUUUGCACCAAAAGUCUGAAAAGGUAACUUUCAAAUCUCAUCGUUCUCCUGUCAUAUAUAGGACUUAUAGCAGCAUCAGCAGCAUGUGGGGAAUCGGAUGUUGUCCUACAAGGAUAUGGGAGCCAAAGGAUUGUCCCAAAUGGA